Messenger RNA from Rosa rugosa (rugosa rose), 1205 nucleotides. RefSeq lists its product as uncharacterized. Gene Ontology annotation, biological process: dolichol-linked oligosaccharide biosynthetic process. Gene Ontology annotation, molecular function: hexosyltransferase activity. The record is from RefSeq and is a predicted model, not a curated record. NCBI's taxonomy places the organism in Eukaryota, Viridiplantae, Streptophyta, Magnoliopsida, Rosales, Rosaceae. The transcript has 5 exons. Bases 570 to 1106 code for a protein of 178 amino acids. Gene Ontology annotation, cellular component: extrinsic component of endoplasmic reticulum membrane; UDP-N-acetylglucosamine transferase complex.
CUGAUCAAAACCUUUUGACCUAAACGACCUAAGUCCCUAAGCCGCUAAACGAAGUCUGAUCCCCAAUUCACUUCUCUUCUCUUCUGAUCGCGUAUGGCCUGGCCCAUGAUCUCCUCGGUUGUCGAAGAAGUUGACGCCGUGGUCGCGGCAGCACUGGAGCAGCGACUUCGCCUCCUUCACGUCCAGCGACUUCGACUUCGCCUUCGCCGUACGACAGCUGGCUCACCUUCAGCCCCGACCCCCCUCAACCAUCGUUUUGUUUCCCCUCCAAGUGGAACCGCAACUAGACUUGAGGCGGCGAAUUUGUACACGGUCCUUGAGCUUCUCUCCUCUCUUUCUUAUUCCUAUUUGCGUAUUCUCUCAGCUAUGAUGUAGGUGUGAUUGGUCUAUUUGGUGGCUCCCUAUUGAGUAGUGCUAUGCAUGAUUCUUUGAAUUGGUUGUUAGGAGAUGAUAUUGCUCAAGAGGUAGAGGAGCCUACAAUUGAGAACACAGAGUUCUAUGAGCAGGCUGAGAAAGGUACCUUGAUCAUGGUAAAGGGUAUUAGUUUGUGAAACCUAGACGUAUUGUAGAUGGGAGAUACUGAGGUUACAAUGAAGUCUAAGAAGACGGUUUUUGUAACUGUUGGAACUACUAGUUUUGAUGCUCUAGUGAAAGCGGUGGACACACGAGAGGUUAAAGAAGAGCUGUCAAGAAGAGGGUACACCGAGAUUCUCAUUCAAAUGGGCCGUGGCUCCUAUAUUCCCUCAAAGUCUGACGGAGGUGAUGACUCCAUUGCGGUAGAUUACUUCACUUUUUCAUCAAGCAUUGCAGACUAUCUGAGAGCAGCAUCUCUUGUCAUUAGCCAUGCAGGGUCAGGGAGCAUAUUUGAGACAUUGCGGCUUGGGAAGCCUUUAAUUGUUGUAGUUAAUGAAGAUUUGAUGGACAACCAUCAAAGUGAGUUGGCAGAAGAACUAGCAGACAGGAAGCAUCUGUACUAUGCUCGCCCAAAGACACUUCAACACAUUAUAGCAGAUAUGAAAGUGGAGUCCCUCAUUCCAUACCAUCCAGGUGAUGCCACACCAGUUGCCAAGCUUAUCAAUAGGUUUCUUGGUUUUUCAGAGGAUUGAUAGAAGUGUAUGAUUUUGUUACUUGAACUGAAUAUAUCCAUAAGAUGUUAAUUUUGCAUAAUCAAGAUGGAUGUUUUAGUGAAGCAUAAAAAUUCUCUC